Molecule: messenger RNA, 664 nt
Organism: Notodromas monacha
Lineage: Eukaryota; Metazoa; Arthropoda; Ostracoda; Podocopida; Cyprididae
Source: the annotation of a GenBank genome assembly
AGGAAUUGAAGGAUUGUGGUUUGGUUUUAUACCGUUUCCAGGGAUGUCUCAAGAAGCUAUGAUCGAGGAAUAUACGAUGAAUAGAACGAUCAAGUUGUACCCUCUGACGAAUUACACAUUCGGAGUCAAAGAUCCUUUGUUCGAGCGUGACAAGACGGUGCCAGAAAGAUUUCAGCGUAUGCGAGAUGAUUUUGCGAAAUUUGGAGUACGAAGGAGUGUGGAAGGCGUGUUGCUGGUUCAUGAACACGGACUGCCGCACGUGCUGCUACUGCAGCUAGGAACGACGUUUUUCCGGUUACCCGGUGGAGAGUUAGAUCCUGGGGAAGGAGAAACCGAAGGACUUAAACGGUUACUGAUGGAAACGCUCGGUCGCCAAAACUCUCCUCCCCCAGAAUGGAAAAUUGAAGACACAUUGGGGAACUGGUGGCGCCCGAAUUUCGAACCUCCGCAGUAUCCGUACAUACCCCCGCACAUCACUUCCCCGAAGGAGCACAAGAAGUUAUUUUUGGUCCAAAUUCCUGAAAAAGCGAUGUUCGCCGUUCCGAAAAACUACAAACUUGUUGCGGCCCCUCUUUUCGAGCUGUACGACAAUGCUCAGGGUUACGGACCCGUGAUCUCGUCUUUGCCAUCGGCCAUGUGUCGAUUUAAUUUUAUCUACAUGUGA